Messenger RNA from Lacerta agilis (Sand lizard), 2358 nucleotides. Its product is annotated as neurofilament heavy polypeptide-like. The record is from RefSeq and is a predicted model, not a curated record. Lineage: Eukaryota; Metazoa; Chordata; Lepidosauria; Squamata; Lacertidae. Bases 1 to 2358 code for a protein of 785 amino acids. The transcript has a single exon.
AUGGAUGAAAGCCAGCAACCAGAUGCUCAAGGAACGCGGAGAAGCAGCCAACAGCCACAAGAGUCAGAUGAGAACAAGCCAGCACAACUUGAAAAUGAGCAAGUGCAGCCACAGGACCAUCAGAAACUUCCUGAGGAGGAAAAAUUCUACCUGCGCAGAAGAACUAGUGUAGAAGUAAAAUCUGCAGGUCAACAGACCAGUGAGAGUUUGUUCAUAGACUACCUAACAAAAAUAUAUGGCCCUCGUCCACUAGGUGAGGCUCCUCGUCCACUAGGUGAUCAACCAAAGGCUACAGAGGAUCAGCCCCCAGAGAGUGAUGAAAUCAAGGUUGAAGCUACAGUAGAGGAGGAAGAAAAACAAGAACCAGUCCCUGGUGGGGGUGAUGAAGCAGAAGCAGAGGUACAGCAGCCUCCCCAACUAGAGGCCCAAGAGCCCCAAGAUACAGAGUUGCAGACAAGUGAGCAACAACCAGAGGAUCCGGGGUCCCAGCAAGAGAGCCAACAGGCAGAAGGGCCAGGGUCCCAGCAAGAGAGCCAACAGGCAGAGGGGUCAGAGUCCCGGAAAGGGAGCCAACAGGCAGAGGGGCCAGUGUCCAGGAAAGAGAGUCAACAGGAGGAGAUGCCAGGGUCCCAGAAAGAGAGCCAACAAGAAGAGAUGCCAGGGUUCCCAAAAGAGAGUGAACAGGAGGAGAUGCCAGGGUCCCCGAAAGAUAACCAAUAUGAGGAGAUGCCAGGGCUCCCAAAAGAGAGUGAACAGGAGGAGAUGCCAGGGUCCCGCAAAGACAGCCAACAGGUGGAGAUGCCAGGGGUCCCAAAAGAGAGUGAACAGGAGGAGAUGCCAGGGUCCCGCAAAGACAGCCAACAGGUGGAGAUGCCAGGGGUCCCAAAAGAGAGCCAACAGGAGGAGAUGCCAGGGUCCCGCAAAGAGAGCCAACAGGUGGAGAUGCCAGGGUCCCGCAAAGACAGCCAACAGGUGGAGAUGCCAGGGGUCCCAAAAGAGAGCCAACAGGAGGAGAUGCCAGGGUCCCGCAAAGACAGCCAACAGAUAGAGAUGCCAGGGUCCCGCAAAGAGAGCCAACAGGUGGAGAUGCCAGGGUCCCGCAAAGAGAGCCAACAGGUGGAGAUGCCAGGGUCCCGCAAAGAGAGCCAACAGGUGGAGAUGCCAGGGUCCCGCAAAGAGAGCCAACAGGUGGAAAUGCCAGGGUCCCGCAAAGAGAGCCAACAGGUGGAGAUGCCAGGGUCCCGCAAAGAGAGCCAACAGGUGGAGAUGCCAGGGUCCCGCAAAGAGAGCCAACAGGUGGAGAUGCCAGGGUCCCGAAAAGACAGCCAACAGGUGGAGAUGCCAGGGUCCCGCAAAGAGAGCCAACAGGUGGAGAUGCCAGGAUCCCGCAAAGAGAGCCAGCUAUUUGCACUGCAUGAAUCUCAACUGCAUACCCACCUAUCUGUGGAUGAAGUAACUGAACAACCAGGUCCCUCUGAAAGCCAAGAAACGCUAGGGAGCAUUGUGUCAUUUACCGAAGGGGAGGAUGUAGCUCUGCAGACAUACAGCAUUGUUUCUCUACCGGAUGGAAUUUGGCUGAACAGGAAGACAGGCAAGUUUUUGGUAAGCCACAGUCAACAGACAACAGUCACUUCACUUUCAGCCCUGAAUCAAAUAGCAUUGGAAGAGGCAGCAAUUGCUUCAAAGCCAUCUGGACUUGGUGCUGGCGGUGAGGGAGUGGUGGCCAAGGCCUUGGAAAUGCCUCCGGAUACUGCUACAGCAGAAGCAAAGCCUGAAGAAGACCAACCGCCACCUUUAAGCCAGGAAUCCCGCCGUGCUAGUCAGCAGUCGAGGCACAGCCAAGGAUCCCGCCGUGGCAGCCAGAUUCCUUUGGAGCAAGAACCCAGUCCUGCCAACCAGCCAGCUUCUGACGACCAGAAGGAAGAGGAGCACCAGGAAGCAGAGGAUGCUGAGAAAGAGUUGAGCCAUCGCUUGAGCGAAGCAGCCCUGGAGAGCAUAGCAGCAGCCGCGGAUGGAGAGGACAAUGUAUCUCAACGGACUUAUAGUUCCAUUUCUCUAGCGAAAGGAUCCUUUGUCAACAAAAGAACAGGCAGGUCACUGAUAUCUCAGCAACUGCAGACUGAAGAGUCUUCAUUUCAUAACCCUGGAGAAGCAGUGGAAGCACCCCAGGAGCAAGUACCUGCAGAAGACCAGGACCAAGUACCUGCAGAAGACCAGGACCAAGUACCUGAAGCACCUCAGGACCAAGUACCUUUAGAAGACCAGGACCAAGUACCUGAAGCACCCCAGGACCAAGUACCUGAAGAAGACCAGGUUGAAAACCCCGAGCCAAGUGAACCUGAGAACCCGGGGGAAUAA